GUGUGAGAUAAAAAGAUAUUUUUGUUCACUUACAGAUGAAAGGGACUUGAAAUCCGGCACCGCGCCAGCUUUGUUAAACGCAGCUCAUCUCGACGCAUCUCGAGAAACGCUGCGCUACAUGCACACUUGCGGUGAGAUGUCCGAGUCGCCCUCAGCUCGUGAAAAGCUUGUUGUCGGUUCGCAUCUGUCUGGGGUGAUAUGUCACCGGCGGAUGUCGUAGCCCAGUGGUGGUGCAUGUCAGCGGACGGAAACUCGGUGGAGCCCGAGGACAAAGUUCACGACCCUCAAAUUUAGCGGUGGACCGAUGACGUCGGAUUCUUUGGGGGCCCAGAACCCCGCCCAUCCAUUUCAUCAUGCUGCCAGGGCAUGGAUGGGAUGGGACAUGACAUGGGGGCAAUGGGCACGCACUGCGUCUCGCUCGGGAAGAAGUGGGUGUCGUUGGGCAGGCCCAUCGUCGAGUCUUUUCAAAGUGUUUAAUAUCCUGGCUGAAAAGACCCUCACCUGUCCAAAGUUUCAGAUCUCUCAGCACCUGCAACUCUCGUUCCCCUUACCCUUCCAGCUCCUCCAUGUGCGAGUCGGCGCAGCCACAACACCACACCAUUUUUCCAGUCCGGCAAGCUCCGGUCUAGAGACGGCGCUCUUCCCGCUGCUCUCUUUUUGGCUUCCACAUGCUCACGUUCUGAGCGCGCUAUAUUUCUGGACCACACGGACUUCCGGACGUUCGAGCAAGUUUAUUUCUUCAAAUAGAGUCACGCCCCAGGCCUCCAACCGCACAAGAACAAGUUCUUCUCGAAACCAUCAGUUCCUCGAUUUGUGGAGAGUGAUCAGUGAUCAACAACCACCCCUUGCAGAGCCAAGCAAGUCUAGAAUCUGUAUGCCCCUUUGCCACCUCCCUCUGGACCAUCUUCAGUAUAGCAAAGAGAAUCACGAGAAGAAAAUGUGCGGCACUUCGAUAUCCUACGCCUGCUCGACGACUUUGAUCUCCAAGUCGAUCACCUGCUCCUGCGACACCAUCAAGGCUUACGGCAAAAGCACCUUGUUCUGCGGCACCUGCUCCAAUCCCCGGUGCAGAGAGUUGAGGGGAGAGGUUGCCCAGGCCUCGACGCAGGUUUCAAGCUCUGCCUGA
This is a messenger RNA of Podospora bellae-mahoneyi, 1126 nucleotides long. RefSeq lists its product as uncharacterized. Lineage: Eukaryota; Fungi; Ascomycota; Sordariomycetes; Sordariales; Podosporaceae. The coding region runs from base 305 to 1126 and encodes 273 amino acids. The record is from RefSeq and is a predicted model, not a curated record. The transcript has 3 exons.